This is a messenger RNA of Alternaria rosae, 6165 nucleotides long. Its product is annotated as nucleotide-sugar transporter-domain-containing protein. The transcript is spliced from 13 exons. Gene Ontology annotation, molecular function: nucleic acid binding; ATP binding; pyrimidine nucleotide-sugar transmembrane transporter activity. Bases 1 to 6063 code for a protein of 2020 amino acids. Gene Ontology annotation, cellular component: Golgi membrane. Gene Ontology annotation, biological process: pyrimidine nucleotide-sugar transmembrane transport. The record is from RefSeq and is a predicted model, not a curated record. NCBI's taxonomy places the organism in Eukaryota, Fungi, Ascomycota, Dothideomycetes, Pleosporales, Pleosporaceae.
AUGGUUGUUAGAUCAGCUUCAGGAACACUGGGCGGGGUGCCCAUGAAGCACAUCUCUCUCGUGACACUUAUAUUCCAAAACUCUGCCCUCAUCCUGAUUAUGCAUUACUCUAGGAUAAUGCCUCUGACUGGAGAGCAACGAUACCACGCAAGCACAAGCGUCUUCUUGAAUGAGGUCAUUAAGCUCGCUAUCAGCUUGACUAUGGCAUUACACGAAAUGUCAGGUAACCUUCCUUCGAAUACGACGAUCCCCACACUGUUCCGUACCUUGACGACCGCGAUCUUUACGAACGAGAGCUGGAAGCUUGCGAUACCGGCCGUGCUGUACACGAUACAAAAUUCUCUCCAAUACAUCGCUGUCAGUAACCUGGACGCCGCGACGUUCCAGGUGACGUACCAGCUCAAGAUUCUGACGACGGCUAUCUUUAGUGUGUUGAUGUUGGGCAGAACACUCUCGGCGCGCAAGUGGCUGUCGUUAUUGCUCCUCAUCAUCGGUGUAUCCAUCAUACAAGUACCGCAAGCGACUGCGCCGUCACCUCCACAAGCAUCGGGCUUGAAACCAUGGACUAAGACGCUGGAGCAGCUGCACGACCUCGGUGAGAAUGUCGCAGGGCGGUUAGGGAAACGAUCUGGGUCAUAUGAGGGCAUACACGAGGAUCGCGCAGCUCAGAUACCCCACAUGAAUUACCGGGUUGGGAUUAUGGCUGUCCUGAUCUCCUGCGCGCUUUCAGGCCUGGCCGGAGUUACCUUUGAGAAGAUCUUGAAAGACUCUACGAGCGCCAAGCAGACACCGCUCUGGGUCCGUAACUGCCAGCUCUGUUUCUGGUCGCUCUUUCCGUCGUUGUUCCUGGGGGUCAUAUGGAAGGACGGAGAGAUAAUAGCGAAGACGGGUUUCUUCGUCGGGUACAACUGGGUGGUCUGGGCGGCCAUCGGCCUUCAGGCAGCUGGUGGCAUCGUCGUUGCGCUUGUUAUCAACUAUGCCGAUAAUAUCGCCAAGAACUUCGCAACAUCGAUUUCCAUCUUAGUUAGUUGCAUUGCAAGCGUAUACUUUUUUGACUUCAGGGUGACGCGAUCAUUCUUCCUGGGCACAUGCGUCGUGCUGUUUGCGACGUAUCUUUACACCAAGCCUGAGCGGGGCUCGCAAUCGUUGCCAGUAAAGAUUGCCGACUUCGAGAAGACAACGGUGGAUCGCACCAUCGAUAUCAAUAAGCCGCGGAGGUCAUCAAUUCCAAACUUUUCCCGCCACGCCUUUACUGGCAAAGAGCCUCUGAUCAAGUUAAGUAUAGCAGUCAUGGACGACGACCACCAUCCGUAUGAUGGCUACGAGCAGCUCGGCGCUCCCCGCCGCACGUCGCAGUACGACAUGCGGCCUCAGUUCAAGCAGCCUGGAAGACCAAUCGCACCUCGGGAUCGCUAUCGCGCCACUCAAUAUGACAACCCCCAGUAUGACGUGGUUGAGGACGAUAGCAUGUACGACCGAGGUCAGCAACUCGAUUCAUUCAACGACAGAGUACUUCGGCCUCCGUACUCUGACUUCCAGCGGCAAGCUGCACAAAACACGAAGAGGUUGUCGAUUACACCGGGCGCAUCCACAUUCUUCAGUAAUGCGGCGCCUGCCCGUUCGCAGUCGUCUUACCAGGGUCGUGAUCAAGACAUGUACAAUGAAGAAGAGAACCAUGCGCGUCCUGACCAGGCUAUGCGAGGUCAAAUAAAUCGCUUCGCCUACAAUGCCGCUCCACUUCAAGAGUUCAGCUCCGACAUGCCGCUUGGCCCAUCUUCUAGUCCAGCACUCAGGGCAAGCCAGCGGCGUGCUGAGCAAGUCACUUACUUCCGGCCUCGACACGGCUCACAGGCUCCACUUUUCGAAGGCGACGGCCAAACUGUUGCUGAAGAGUACCGACAACAACAACAUGAGCGCUCCCAUGGCGAGGCCGCACUGCCCAGUUUUCGACCACAUACUAGCCAGCAACGCGCAUCCGCUGCACAGCACAGAGACGAUCUCAAUCCUCCGUAUUGUCGACAAGCUUCCCCAGAGCCGCAGACGUACCCAGAAGAUGUGUUUAACGCUGCUCCCUUAUGUCAAGGUAUCCGCCUGGUCCCUGUCACUACUCUACCAGAUCCUCUUCGAACGGUGUUUCCUUACCCGACCUUCAACGCCGUACAGUCCAAGUGUUUCGACCAAGUCUUCAGGACCGAUGACAAUUUUGUGCUUGCAUCUCCCACCGGAAGUGGCAAGACCGUCAUUCUCGAGCUCGCUGUCUGUCGGGCUGUUGCCACCAACGCAACCGGCCAGUACAAAGUGGUUUAUCAAGCGCCGACGAAAGCCUUGUGUGCAGAACGCCAACGUGACUGGGACGCCAAGUUCAACAAGCUGGGUCUCAAAUGCGCCGAGCUGACCGGCGAUAGCGACCUUGGUGAUCUACGCAAUGUACAGAGCGCCAACAUCAUCAUAACAACACCCGAGAAAUGGGACAGCAUGACCAGGAAGUGGAAGGACCACGAGAAGCUGAUGAGACUCAUCAGGGUUUUCCUUAUCGACGAGGUGCACAUACUCAAGGAAAAUCGUGGUGCCACGCUUGAGACGGUCGUUUCGCGGAUGAAGGCCAUUGGUACGGAUGUGCGCUUUGUGGCUUUAUCAGCGACAGUACCCAACUUCCAUGACAUUGCGGCAUGGUUGGGAAAGAACUCUUCGGAGCCAGACAUCCCCGCCGCCAAUGAGAAGUUUGGCGAAGAAUUUCGCCCAGUCAAACUGCGCAAGCACGUUCGAGGCUUUGCGUACAACUCCAGCAACGAAUUCGGCUUUGAAAAGGUGCUCGAUGCCAACAUCCCUGAGGUUAUUGCUUCUUACUCGCAGCGUAAGCCGCUCAUGGUCUUUUGUGCAACCAGAAACUCUACAGUCAGCACGGCAAAGCUGAUAGCAAACUGGUGGGUCUCGGCAUCAGACCGAGAUCGCAUGUGGAAGCCUCCGUCUAAGUCACCCCUGCUGUUGAACAAGGAGCUUCGAGAUACCGUAUCUUCCGGUGUAGCCUUUCAUCACGCCGGACUUGAUCUUGACGAUCGAGCGAAGAUCGAAAAGUGUUUCAUCGCUGGCGAGAUCAGUGUUAUCUGCUGCACAUCCACGCUCGCGGUCGGAGUCAACCUACCCUGCCAUCUCGUUGUCAUCAAGAAUACCAUGGCCUGGGGUGCGGAAGGAAUGCAGGAGUAUUCGGACCUGGAGAUGAUGCAGAUGCUGGGUCGCGCGGGACGACCCCAGUACGACGACUCAGCUGUAGCAGUCAUCAUGACCAGGCAGGCGAAAGUCCGCCGGUACGAAAUGUUGGUCACAGGCCGGGACCUCAUAGAGAGCAAACUUCAUCUUAACCUGGUAAAUCACAUGAACGCUGAGAUAGGUCUCGGCACGAUUAGCGACCUAGAGUCAGCCAGGAAAUGGCUCAAGGGUACGUUUCUUUACGUCCGACUCCAGAAGAACCCUGGUUACUACAAACUGGACGGCGCUCGAAGUGGUCAAAGCAUCGAGGAGCAAGUCGAUGAUAUCUGCUUCCGCGACAUUACACUCUUGCGCGAGGCCAAUCUUGUGUCAGGGCAAGAGUACUUCAGAUGCACCGAGUUUGGUCAAGCUAUGGCACGGUACUACGUACAUUUCGAGACUAUGAAAGUCUUCAUGGAACUCGGGCUGAAGUCAACUCCCUCAGAGAUCCUCUCCGCCAUCGCUCAAGCUGUUGAGUACUCUACGAUACGCUUUCGUCAAGGCGAAAAGGCAUUCUACAGGCUCCUCAACAAGUCCGCUUCAAUCCGCUGGGCUAUCCCUGUGAACCUUGAUCUACCAUCGCAGAAGGUAUCUCUCAUCGUACAAUCAGUUCUUGGGUCUGCUGAUAUCUCCUGGGAAGGCGAGGCCGGCAAGCAUCGUUCUCAAUAUACUACGGAAACGCAAAUCAUCUUCAAGAAUAUUGGCAGUCUUAUCAGAUGCAUCAUCGACUGUCAGAUCGCUUUAGGCGACUCCAUCAGUAUCCACAGUGCUCUCAUGCUCGAGAGAAGCUUAGGCGCCAGAAUCUGGGACGAUAGCCCGCUCCAAAUGAAGCAAAUUGGAAGCAUCGGCAACGUCGCUGUCAGGAAGCUCGUCAAUGCUGGGCUAAAGUCUAUGGAAGAUCUUGAAGGUUGCGAGCCUUAUCGGAUCGAAGCACUCGUUGGUCGGAAUCCCCCAUUUGGCCUCGACGUGCUCGAGAAAGUCCGAUCGUUUCCGAAGCUUCGCAUCUCACUAAAUGCUCAACCUUCAACCGUGAUGAAAACCCAUGAAGGAGUCAAAAUCCAGAUCAAGGCCGACAUUGGCUUCAUCAACGAGCAGCCGCCACAGCGCUUCAACAACAAACUCAUAUACGUUUGCCUUUUGGUGGAUACUUCCGAUGGCCGUAAGCUUGGGUCUAGCCAAAGCCUCAUAUUCCCAGCACUCUUGACGAAUCCCGACCAGUCAAUCAACUGUUACGUCAUGUGUGAUGGCAUAGGCAUUAUGCGUGCCGCCGCCGUGAAGCCCCAGAUCGCCGCUUCUAUGUUUUCAACCCCAAAACGCUUGGAGUCAGAACGGCCAACAUCACAUCAGUCUAAUAUGUCAAAGCGCCGCACAGAUACUGCAAGACCAUUUAGAAAGAUGUCCGCCACCAGCGAUGACUAUGGAGAUGGUGAUGUGGACGACGAUGCUCUUGUCGAUGCUUCCUUCCGUGACCUCGACUUUGAUUAUAUUGAGAAUUACGCUGACCCUAUCGAUUCUAUCACGCUGAGGAAUACUGCGAAGAACAAGAUGGCCAAGAAUAAGGAUGACGGAAAGAGCAAACGCAUCGCACGACCGGUUGAUGCUACUGCCGAACACAACGAUCUGGAGCCAGUCCAGCUAGCCAACGGUAAAUGGGCUUGUCAUCACUCGUGCAAAGAUCGAGAGGCAUGCAAGCACCAGUGUUGCAAGACUGGCAUGGACAAACCAUCGAAGAAGAAAGCUGUCGCCAAACGCGUACCGUCGGGCGAAGAUCGACCUGAGCCGACGCAGAAACCACCACCGCCGAAAGGCAAAGAGAAGCAAACCAAGCUUCAGCUCACAGCAUCUAAGAGGAAGAUAUCUGCGCCGAUUGACGAGCUCGAUCUCACGCAACAAGAAAAGAAGCAGAGAGCCGACUAUGGCACCAACGGACCUAGGAACUACCGCGGUCUGCAUCAGCUGCACAAGACUAUUCAUGGUAAAGAGCCUCCCUCUUCCCUUCAUUCCGUCAAGUACAAGAAGCCAGCCUAUAGUUACCCCCAAGGAGGAGAGCAUAGCCUUGACUUUAUGGGCCGUUCUACCGCUGAGCUGCAUUCAGCUUCAAGCAAUCAUGGUGAGUUCCAGUUUGACGAGCCAUCAGCCGACUUCGAUCAUCCUCAGCAUCAGAUUGCGGAACAAAACUCACUCGGUGGCACGCAAGAGUCAGAAGACUACAUGAACUAUGAGCCUGCAGCUCCUGUAGCCACCCACGAAUCUGACGCCUUUGACGAUGACGACUCCGUCCUUCGAGAGGCUUUCAUUGGGCUUGUAGAUUCUCAAAAUCUUCAGGAGAUGCGCGAGAGCGACAUUAGUAACAUACAGUCCUUGGACAACGGCCUCGACGAGGACUAUAUGCGUUACAGAGAAGACGACAAGCCGAUAAACUCUAGCUUGAUCGGUUUUGAAGACCACGUCUCACAAAAGCCGCCAGAGCUUAGUCACGCCGAUUGUCCUCGCAAAGCAUCGAUCAAGACUUCCCGUUCACCUUUCUUUGACAGCACCAGCAGUGCCCAAUCGGAGAUCGCAGGCGUCAUACACGCAAAAAUAUCAGCAUUGCCAGACAUGCAACAACGAAUUGCUACGCUGCCCGAGCCGCAUACAGCCGGUGACCAACAAGACGCGUGUAUGGACGACGAGGUAGCAGGCAUGUUGAACAUGUUCGGCGAUGAGCCGGCCGUUGUCUCACUAAUUGUGGAGAAGCCGGUACCCGAAGCUUUCAAGGACCUGGAGCCGUGGCUGUUUCAAGAGUUCGGCGACAUCGUGGAACUUGUUGAUGACUAGAGGUGCUAUAUCUCAAGUCACUGCGGUGCGAUAGAUAGGCAAUAUGGACAUGUGUGGGCUGAUGAACUUAGUGAGUGGGAAAUUCCGCGAGUUCUAGACACU